AUGCGACCUUUAACGUCAAACCAAUCUUUUGAAUUCCUCUCCGAAUCUUCCUACGAUUACUCGGCGUCGACAGUUGCAUCGACAUCAUUGGACAGCUUCAUCAGCCAAUCAGAUCUCAGUGAUUCGAACAUCCUUUCGUCAUUGGUCGAAGAUCUGGUUAAUGACGUCAUAUUAUCAACUAAUCACCAGUUUUCGGCGUCAGGAGUGGUCUGUGAUGUCACAACGGAACACAUUGAAAAGGGAACUAAAAACGCCUCUGUUUUGGCUGGUGAACUAGAGAAGAUACGUGUUAAAAAAGAAAACUCCUCCAACGAAAGUCAGAAGCACUUAUCGACGAUCAGACAGGAGAAGAAGCCGCAGUACAAGACACUAAUGAAGAUCCGAAAGUAUGAAACUGUUGAUGGCCAGAAGCAGGUGUCUGUCAGUUCGAAGAUCAUCAUAUCUGGACAGGAGAAUAAGAAAGUGAAUGACCACAACUUAUGGAAAGCCGACCUGAGGGAGAUGAAAAUUCUUCAGAAGGUAGAGAAUAAGCAGUGUCAGAACCUUGCUGAGAAGCAUUCAGCAGCCAUUGAACAAUUGACGAAGAAAUUUGAAUCAGAUAAAUUGGUACAUCUUGUUAUUAUUUCUUGUUGUCAGUGUCGUCGCUUGUGGUUUCUGACUCUUUCGAUCACUCUUCUGAAAAGCAGUGAAGUUCGCUUGGAGCAGAUAGUCAAGAAGCACAAAGUAUUGAUGGUGAAGAUGGAGGCGACACAAGUUAACGAGACCAGGCAGUUCAAUAGCAAGAUCAAGAUGGAACAGACGAAAGAAUUGAAAGCAUUCAGGGAUGGUCUGAAGAACGAGAUGAAAAAGUUGAAGGACUCGGUGGGCAGUGAGAGUGACUGCAGCAGUAGCAACAGGGAGAACAUGAAGGACCUGCUGAAGAGGAGGAAGGAACAGAAGGAGGCAGAACACGAAGAAAAGGACCGCAAGUUCGUGGAGCUGCAGAAGGAAAACUUGGAGAAGGCUACAAAAUCCUUGCUGCAGACGCAAAGAAACGCCAUGUCGAAACUGGAAAAGAUGAUGUUGCAGGAAAAACAACAUCUACUUAAAUUGAGAGAAGGAGAAUUAUGGGAGAUGGAGGAGAAGCAGAUGGAGGAGAUGAACAAGCUGGUGAAGAUGCAACUGAAGGAUUCAUUCUUUCUCAAGAGGAACCAGAUGAUGGACAGACAAGAAAAGGAAAUGGAAUUGUGCCAUCGAGCAAACAAUCGGCAGAAAGAGGAAUUGAACUGUAGUCAGCUGAUCGAGAAGAAGAGGUUACCUAAGAUCCAGAAGGCUGACUGCAAGACGAGGAUUGCCAUGUACAGGCAGAGUCUUAAGAUCGGAUCCAUGCCGCCUCUAAAUGCCGAUGAAGAAAAGGAGAAAAUAAAAAUGUUCGAGGAGAAGGAGAAGGAGAGGAUGAAGGCAGACACGCAGAGGAUGUUGGAGAGGCAGAAGAAGCAGAAGGCACAACUGCAGGAGAGGAUCAAUGCCUCCGUCAAGGAACUCGAGCUCAUACAGAACGAGAAGAGGAGGAUGUUGAUAGACUUUGAGAUGCAGAAGAUGAAGACGCUGGAGGAAGAUUACCAUGAUGAGGUUCGGAGAUGGAAGGCUGAACUUCCUAUCAGGAAGAGGAGGCUGGAGCAAGAUUUCGCUCAACAGCAGCUUGAACAAGAACGUUUCUACAGCCUCUCUGUCUCUCCCACCAUUGCCGUCUCUACAAUCAACUCGAGGAUACUCAACUCAGAUUGAUUGAUUGAUUGAAAAAUUGAGUGAUUGAUUGAUUGAUUGUUUGGUUGAUGGAUUGAUCGUUU
Helobdella robusta is the source of this 1829-nucleotide messenger RNA. RefSeq lists its product as hypothetical. The record is from RefSeq and is a predicted model, not a curated record. Bases 1 to 1767 code for a protein of 588 amino acids. The transcript has 13 exons. Gene Ontology annotation, molecular function: protein serine/threonine kinase activity. NCBI's taxonomy places the organism in Eukaryota, Metazoa, Annelida, Clitellata, Rhynchobdellida, Glossiphoniidae.